CUCACACUGCACUAGUGUUAGUUGAUCGCACAACUGCAGCUGCUUGAUCUUUGCCUCUCGCUCGUUGCAUAUCGCGCUCACACUGCACUAGUGUUAGUUGAUCGCCUCGCCCGUUGUAUUGGAGAGGAACAUCAGACAUGAAGAACAUAGACCGACCUCCUUCUAAUCCAAAACGGAUUAUAAUCCAGUCUACUCAAGAGUGCUUCAGCGUUGACAUACCCCGUGUUCCGACAGAGACUGUUAGACACGAAACAAGGCAGGCUGCUGAUGAGGACGAUGACUUUAUGCCAUUAUCCAAGAAGCGUAACUUCGACGACAGUCCUGGGAAAGUCUUGAAGAAGGUAGUCACAAAGCGGAGGAAAGUAGUGGACCCCCCCCCCCGACAGAGGCUUAACGUGAGAUGCAACCCCCAAGAUGUAUUAGUAAGCAUCCAGAUAUUAAAUGACAGACAGCGCCAAGCAAUUGCACGGAGGGGAUUUUCCAGUAUUCUUGAUAUGAGACUUGACGUACUCGGCAGCAGAUCACAUUUAGCUUGGCUGAUGGAAAAGCUCGACCACAAUGACAUGACAAUUCGAGCCGGCCCAGGGAAGGAGCUGAAAAUUACAAAGGAUACGGUGCACCUUAUUUUGGGGCUACCAAAUGCUGGUGGAGGAACUGCAUUGGGCAUCGAUGAAGCUGUUGCUGCCAACAAUUUAAGAGCUGAACUUGGUUUAUCGAAAGAAGAUUUUGGGGUUGCAGCUCUUCAAGAUCUUCUGAGGAAAGGGUCUGACGAUGAUUUAAGCAUCACAUCCUUUUUCCUGAUACUGUUCAAUAGGUUGUUGUUCCCUACUGCCAGCUGGGGAAUAACCAACCAUGAGGUUCUUUUAACUGAGGAGAUGGAUCGUUUCCACCAGAUGGAUUGGUGCCAGCUUAUUUUCAAUGAUUUAUGCCAAGCUACCAAGAAGUGGCAUACUAGGAGCGUUACGAACGUUUCUACAACCAUCUACGGAUGUUCCAUCGUCAUUCUUCUGUAUUAUUUGGAUCAUCUUCAUGACGCAGCGGCACCUCAGAACAAACGUGGAACACCACGAAUCAAAUAUUUUGAUAGGAAUAUUAUUCAAGCACUGACAAGAGCUGACAAGGGCAAAAUACGCAAAGGAGAAGAACCAUUUGGACAUUGUUCGGUAUUUUUUUAUGUGUCAAUCAUUUUUUACAUGCAUAUGAUAAUGUUCACAUACAUUUAUGCCAGUUUGUAAGCAUAUUUAUGAUGCUUUUUUGCAUUGUCCAUUAAACAUAUGAAUCACAUUUAUCAAUUUAAUAUGUGUGUAUAUGUUUUACUCCAUCUUUCACGCCUUUUUUUAGUUCCGAAGCUCCACAGAGACCUGCUACACAGCUGUACCACCCGUUGAAGCACAAUUCAAGGCAUGAUUCUAUUUAUAUAUUUUUUUGUCAUAGAAUUUCAACAUAAUAUUCAGUGAUAUGCUAUAUAUUUACUUAAUAAUUUUCAAUUUACAACAGCAUAAGACUAGGACAAACACUUUUGAUGUACCUCGUCCUGACCCAUCUGCACAGCACUCAAUUCACAUCGAACUCCCGCUCAUCAGGGAUUUGAUAUCAAGCAAGCUGAAUCAGCUUCCAUCCCGCCACCGCCUGGGUUUCAUAGAGAAGUUGUCACAUUUUGAUACGGAGGUUGGUAAGGCGUGUUUAGUUAUUAAACAGACUCUUUAGCAGAUUGUUGAGAAACAAUACAAUCUAUCUGAUGUUUUUGGUGAGUUAAUUGAUGAGGUCCUCCGUGCUGAGUCGGGGGACAAUGAAGAUGGUUAUGAUGUGCAGAAAACAACUUCAAAAUCAAAUGAUAUUCUUCCCCAGACAGCAGAAGGAUGUACGUGUCCGGCCCCCCAACUGUACCCGAUAUGUCUACUCCAGUUUCCCAGCAGGAUACGCAGUUUACAGACACACAGGGUAAACAUGGUGACGGUGGCAAGAACAUGCCGACCAACACAAAUGUCACUCCUAAAGCAACACCACAUAUGGAACCUGACGCGCCGAUAUUUGAUGCGACUCCGCAAAUCAAGUCUACUGGCGGCGUCCAACAAGCGGCAGAAACAGACCUGCCCGACAGUGGUCCAUGCUUUGAUCAGACUCCAUCUGAACAUGUUUCUGUUGAAACCGAUCCAGCUACAAACACUCCAUAGGUUGGCCAGGCUUCUCUUGAUUCGGAGAUGCAAACUGUGUUAGCUCUACGCGAAUAUUUGUGUGGUCUGCAAUCUGACACCAGCAGGACCAUAAUAGAUUAUGGUGAAUAUCAGCGACAUGUUCUGAUAUAUAUGAAUCUUUUGCCGAUGGGAAGUGUCUCGACAACGUAUUCAUGCAGUGUUUCAUCCAAUGUGUUUUUGAUGAUGCAAAAAAUCAGCAGACUUCCAUGAGUUCGAACAGUUUGAUUCUUGAUGUUAAUGUUGGGUCACUACUCAACUUUGAGGAACAGGAACGACACAGUCGCAACCCUCAACCUUUUGAUGAAUCUGUACUCCACACACUUCUAGACAAUUCAUUGCCUGAGACAGAUGAAUUGGACCAAUGCAAAGCGAUCAUGGUUCCCAUGGUAAGCAGGGGGCAUUGGACAUUGUAUGUUGUCAAUAAGGUCAAGAAGUGCAUUCAUAUUUUAGAUUCCAAUCCAUAUGGGCCAACACUUGGUGGAACUACAUGGAAGGACUACCAUUUUGCACAUUUGGGCUCAGGUGGCAGAAAGUUACCAUGGGCUAAGGUUAUUAUGAGUAGAUUAAACAAAGCAAUACAACAUGUACGGCCCAGGAAAUGCUUUCCCGAAUUUGGUAACAUCACAAUUGACUUGUGCCCAAAUUGUCCUAACAUGGCAGCAGGAUCCAAUGACUGUGGGUUUUAUGUUAUGGGUUACAUUCUCUUUUAUCAAUGCGACGAAGGAUCUUUGCGGUCAGACAUAGAAUCAGGCAACACUAGUGAGAUACGGUCUCUUGCGCUGCAUUAUAUCACAUUCCACCCAAAGAACAAAGCAUAUCGCUGCUCGAAGACAUCCAAAGAUUCAAGGUCUAAUGGAUGUAGUUUAGUUUGGACAUGUAAUAAAUUUUGUAUACAAUGGUUCCCUAAACUUCAGAUCAGUCAUGUGUGUAUAAUAUGGGCAAAUACCGUAGACGUUUCUUAGUUUAUGUCAAUGACAACUUUGGGGAUCAGCUAACCUCUAAACUGGAAUAUUGUACCAAAUGUGUUUGAUAGUAAUGUGUGUUUCUUGCAUUUGAUUCUGCCAAA
This is a messenger RNA of Zea mays, 3261 nucleotides long. RefSeq lists its product as uncharacterized. Bases 138 to 1235 code for a protein of 365 amino acids. Lineage: Eukaryota; Viridiplantae; Streptophyta; Magnoliopsida; Poales; Poaceae. The transcript is spliced from 12 exons. The record is from RefSeq and is a predicted model, not a curated record.